AUGAUUGAUAACUUUUAUGGAAUUAAUUUAGUGGUUUUGGUUGUAACCGCCGGGGGAGAUGGCACGUUAACAUGGGUGUUUUCAGAGGUGGAAAAGCAUAAAAUAAAUCCAGAUUUCCUGGCAUUCGGAAUAAUUCCAUACGGAACAGGAAAUGACUUUGCUAGAGCUGUAAAUUGGAACAGUUAUCAUAAUUUUAAGCCUUUUGUAGAUAACCUGAGACCAUUGAGAUGCUAUUUUAAUCGACUUUUAAAAUGUUCUUAUAUUUUACAUGAUUUCUGGACGGUACUUCUGAGAGUACAUCCAGAUGGAAAAUUUAACAAAAUUAACUCCAAAACUAGAUUUAAGGAGGAUAUAUGUGAUGAUAAAGGUGAACUUAAAAAGGCAAUGAAAUUUAUGAUGGGCAACUAUUUUAGUAUUGGUACUGAAAGUAGAGUUGGAAGAGGAUUUGAUAGACAUAGGACUAAUAAUUCAUGUUUUAACAAAGUGAGAUACGUUGUUGAGGCGUUUAAAAAGAAUUUCAUGGGCCCAGUAUAUGUAAACAAACAAGUUGACAGAAUGGUCACUGGAGAGAAUUUUGAUAAAAUUGUAUUUACAUCAGAAACCGAAGAGGACGAUGAUGGAAAUAAUUAUCCGACGUUAACUAAAGCAAUAAGCUUAGUCGCAGGGAAUAUACCAAGCUUUUCAUCAGGAAUUGAUCCAUUUAGAACAGGCAGAAGAAUAGGGUUACAAAAUUUAACACAGGAUGAGUUGUCGGACUUGGUGAAAGCAGAGCAAACGAUGGGAGAUAGAACAAUGGAAUUUUAUCUGUACAAAAGGAUGCAGGAUAUUGGUCUUGACAUGUUGAAAUUUGGAAGAUCUAAGAGAGUACACGUGGGAGCAGGCCCAUGGAAGAUAUACUUUAAAAAAUUGCCUCCUAACGAAAAAUGUUACUUUCAAGUGGAUGGCGAAUUUUUUCUAAUGUUCCAACCAAUGGAAGUUGAAAUUAGACACUAUAAAACUAUUAAUGUUUUAAAAUAA
This is a messenger RNA of Theileria orientalis strain Shintoku, 1017 nucleotides long. RefSeq names its product diacylglycerol kinase. The coding region runs from base 1 to 1017 and encodes 338 amino acids. Gene Ontology annotation, molecular function: ATP-dependent diacylglycerol kinase activity. The transcript has 8 exons. NCBI's taxonomy places the organism in Eukaryota, Apicomplexa, Aconoidasida, Piroplasmida, Theileriidae. The record is from RefSeq and is a predicted model, not a curated record.